GUACAUUAAAGUAGGUGGAGAGCUGGAUCGGAGAAAGAAGAGAGGAGAAAUAAAGAGGAGAAAAUGAGUGGCAGUGCAGCAGCAGUACACAACGUAUUCGUAUAUGGAAGCCUAUUAGCCGAUGAUGUAGUACGCGUCCUCUUGAAUCGGAUCCCCCCUUCCUCAGCUGCUCUUCUUACUGGAUUCCACAGAUUUAGCAUUAAAGGACGCGUUUAUCCGGCUAUUCUCCCCGUCCAAAAUGAUCAAGUUAUUGGCAAGGUUUUGUUGGGAAUCACGGAUACUGAAUUGCACAUUCUGGAUGAAUUUGAGGAUGUUGAGUACCAAAAGACCCAAGUUGAGGUCUCUUUGCUGGAAAGUUCUGACAAGUUAAAAGCUCAUGCUUAUGUCUGGAACAACGCAAAUGAUCCCAACUUGUUUGGAGAUUGGAAUUUUGAGGAAUGGGCACGAGUUCAUAAGGAAAGUUUUAUCAAGAUGACCACUGGAUUUAUGGAAGAACUGGAGCUGCCUGAACCAAAGCCAAGAGUAACCACAUAUGAAUCAUUCUAUCAGCAAGAUGCUGGAAAGUGAUCGUGUUUGCCUUUUCCAAAUGUAUAUUCUCAACAAUGAUGCUCUAUUAUCGUUGAUCACUGUUGGUUAUUAGUUUGUUUUGCUUUUGAAUGAAUAAAUUACCGCAUGCAGAUUGUUUUU
Durio zibethinus is the source of this 687-nucleotide messenger RNA. Its product is annotated as AIG2-like (avirulence induced gene) family protein. NCBI's taxonomy places the organism in Eukaryota, Viridiplantae, Streptophyta, Magnoliopsida, Malvales, Malvaceae. The record is from RefSeq and is a predicted model, not a curated record.